GACGAAUAAGAGCGGUCGCGAACGGCCUGUAUCCCAAUCAACUCUCUUCCAUACCUCUGCACGAUGUCCUUUCGUAUAACGUCGAAGGCUUGCCUGAGAACGCAAAGAACCCGACCAAGGGGGAACAUCAGGUUUUCCUCGCUGGAAAAUCGAUACUCAUGCUGAUGCAGGAGAGCGGGAAAGAUUCCCACGACCAAUUCAAACUCUUCGGAAAGGCUAUUUUCCCGAACCCACCUGCGGAUGGUCAGGAGCACCCUUACGACUUCUGGCUAAAAACAGCUCACAGUGGAACAACGCAGCAUGCCGUGGCUGUCAGGGCGGAUCUCGGAUUGAGUGUGGUCGCCGUCGAUUUACCGAAUAGUAUUGGCAACCAGAGGCGUCCAAACACCGGGCGUUCAAAUAGGCGUCCGCCGAUAGAGCUAUACAACAAACCUCCUCCCAACAAGCCUGGCGCCUUCAAGAUCACGUUCGAGGAUGGUUCAAGGAUCCACAGCUUCUGUGCUCUCUCAGUUCAUUGGCAAACCAACGAGAAGGAGGAUACAUGGCAUGAUCUGGAGUUUCAGAUGGUCCUGCUCGCCGUUGAGCAUCUGAGAGUGACCCAAGGUUGCACCACUCUUGUUGGUGGAGAUUUUAACUCGGAUGCUCAAAAUGUCCCGGUACGCAGUGCGCAUCGCACCCCGGCCACGGCCACUUCAACCCUGCACCCCGUUUACCCCCAUGACAUUCCACGCACUCACCCAUCCCUACAUUAAUCUUGCAGAGCAUCGACGCGGACGGCAACGUUGUCCAGGUGGACAAAUUCAGGCAGCGAUUUUUCAAAAAUACUCAGAAGCAGAUUGGCGUAUUCAAUUUCGCAACGCUUCCAGGUAUUGCCAAACCCCCCACUGCC
Molecule: messenger RNA, 889 nt
Organism: Fimicolochytrium jonesii
Lineage: Eukaryota; Fungi; Chytridiomycota; Chytridiomycetes; Spizellomycetales; Powellomycetaceae
Exons: 2
Coding region: 159-752 (197 amino acids)
Source: RefSeq, a predicted model, not a curated record